Molecule: messenger RNA, 399 nt
Organism: Andrographis paniculata
Lineage: Eukaryota; Viridiplantae; Streptophyta; Magnoliopsida; Lamiales; Acanthaceae
Exons: 1
Coding region: 1-399 (132 amino acids)
Source: RefSeq, a predicted model, not a curated record
AUGGCUACUUCCAGUCCAGUAUUAGAUCCACUGCAACAGCAGCCACCGCCAAUGGAGAUGGCCCAGCAGGCCUACACGGCCCACUCGGGCCACGGGUCCGUCGGGCCCGUCAUCGGCGUCCUCGCCGUGAUAACCAUUCUCGGCGCAAUCGCGAUCAUGAUUGGCCGGCUGUGCUCCGGCCGGGGAAUCCGCGGCCGCGCGCAGUAUGAUUUUGAGGGUUGGGUCGAGACCAAAUGCGCUUCUUGCAUUGAUGGUCGCCUAGACCACCCUCCGCCGCCGCGGGUCGUCGUGACGGAGCACACUGCCGGAACUUCCGCCCGGACGACGGCGGCGGCGGCGGGAGAGGGAGAAGAGGAAGGUAAUACACACGUACACAACCCUCGUCAUCAACAAGAGUAG